AUGGUGAAAUACAGGAGGAUGAAUGGCCAUGGUGUUGACCAACGGUCCGGCCAUCCCUUGAGUCGACCCAAUGGUUUCUACUGGGAACAGCCCAAUGGUUUCUCCUGGGAACAGCCCAAUGGCUUCUCUUGGGAACAGCCCAAUGAUUUCUCCUGGGCACAGCACAAUGGCUUGUCUUGGGAACAGCCCAAUGGUUUCUCCUGGGCACAGCACAAUGGUUCCUCUUGGGAACAGCCCAAUGGUUUCUCCUGGGAACAGCCCUAUGGCUUGUCUUGGGAACAGCCCAAUGGUUUCUCCUGGGAACAGCACAAUGGCUUGUCUUGGGAACAGCCCAAUGGUUUCUCUUGGGAACAGCCCAAUGGUUUCUCCUGGGCACAGCCCAAUGGUUCUCUCUUGGGAACAGCCCAAUGGUUUCUCCUGGGCACAGCCCUGAUGGCUUGA
Haliotis rubra (blacklip abalone) is the source of this 441-nucleotide messenger RNA. Its product is annotated as major prion protein-like. The record is from RefSeq and is a predicted model, not a curated record. Lineage: Eukaryota; Metazoa; Mollusca; Gastropoda; Lepetellida; Haliotidae. The coding region runs from base 1 to 441 and encodes 146 amino acids. The transcript is spliced from 2 exons.